GAGGCCGCAAGGCUCCGAAUAAGUGACUAUGUUCAGUUCAAAUUCCUGGACGCUCGCUUUUUGAAACGAGAACUUGUUGCUUGCCUGGAGAAUGUCCAAGUCCAGAGUUCAGAGCCACCAGCAUGGCAUAGAUCAGUCUCUGAUGGCUGCUAGGAACCUGAAGGUUGUACCGGUCGGCGCAUGGGUAGAAGGGGGCCCGCAGCAGCCUGCUGCACCGACGUAUGACCCUAUGCUUGCGGCAGUUUAUGAAGAAGAGAGACUUCAACGACUUACCAGAGAGAAAGAAGCGAGGCUUAAACAGUUCCAGAGGGAGGUACGGAGAAGGGUACAAGAGCUGAGGGUCCAGAAGAUGGAACAGCAGCUACAAGAAAACUCGCGAGUGGCAGACUCUGAGAGGAACAUGGUGUACCAGACUGUUCUGGCUGCAGAGAGGGUGACUCCAAAGAAAGACCGGCGUCCGUUCCGCCACAACCAGAACCUGGCACCGCCCUCUCCCCACAGCAUCGCGCCUGGCAUCAACAGGAACACUACCCAUGCUGGGGAAAAGCACGAGGACCAGUUUGAGAUCCACUGCCAUCAAGUGAGACGGGGUACCAGACAGGCGAGGAGGAACCUUGCCGGCAGACAGGUGGUGCAGAAGGAGAAUUUUGGGGAUGACUAUGAUGUCCCAGCUGGUAUGUGGGGGGCAUCAUCCACCAGAGAUCACCAAUCCCAAUAUUCCCAAGAAGUGCCUGAGGUGAUAGAACUAGAGGAUGAACAGGAUACAUACAGGCAUCCAGAUAUUCAUGCAGAGGACAGCCAUGUGCUUGAAGGACAUUAUUCCAAACAACCUUCCUCUUCAGUCCUUGAUGUCAGACCUGGUUUAGCUGCUCUACAGACACAGCAGCAGAAGCAGAGUAGGUACUGGAUGUCGAGACGGCUGUUCAUGGACAUCGAGCGCCACCAGGUGAAGGAGCGGGCCCAGCAGGAGCAGCACAGGAGGAGGAUCAACAGAAUCAAAGAGAAGACGGAGUCUGCCCGUCGGGAGGAGGAGGCGAUCCUUGCUGUAACCCUGGCCCAGGAACAGGCAUCGUCUGAGACAACACAACGUCUGAGUCCUGACAGAAGUACCUCAUCACUGGAGGACAGCAGGAGGGAACAGAGACACAAGGAACUGGACAGAUAUGUGGAGGCGCUGCGAGCCAGGCUGUGUGAGAAGGUGGAACAACAGAACAUCAGGGUUCCUCCACUGUGCUCAUGUGGCCCCACUGUGUGGGACACCAACCCCAACACAUGUGCUAACAACUGUAUGUUCUAUAGGAACCCAAAAGCCUAUGCCAAGGCCCUGCAGUCCCUGCUGGCAUCCUGCGAUGUGUUGUGAAGAUAACGACAGGAAGAAAAGACCAGAUGAAAACCAAACUAUGUAUAUUUGUGCUGAAUUUCUGUAUGAAGAAAAUAGAAACUAUAAUUUUACAAGUCGCUUUAUUAUCCAUUUUGAUGGUUGACUGUGUAAGAUGAUAGGGCAGUGUAUAUUUAUGUAACAUAAAUGAUAGAGUGAGCCAUAUUACAGGUAUGAUGAAUUGAUAAAUAUCUAUCUAGUGAAUGACCUCACUUGAACCCAAGAACUAAACUUAACUGUCUUUAGUGAUGUUUUGUUUGAUUUGAGAAACUUGCCAAUAAACCAACUACAUUCUUUU
Branchiostoma floridae (Florida lancelet) is the source of this 1676-nucleotide messenger RNA. Its product is annotated as coiled-coil domain-containing protein 15-like. The transcript has 11 exons. The record is from RefSeq and is a predicted model, not a curated record. Lineage: Eukaryota; Metazoa; Chordata; Leptocardii; Amphioxiformes; Branchiostomatidae. Gene Ontology annotation, cellular component: centrosome. Bases 92 to 1360 code for a protein of 422 amino acids.